Nannospalax galili (Upper Galilee mountains blind mole rat) is the source of this 1946-nucleotide messenger RNA. It is a transcript of the gene Gdf10, whose product is annotated as growth differentiation factor 10. NCBI's taxonomy places the organism in Eukaryota, Metazoa, Chordata, Mammalia, Rodentia, Spalacidae. The transcript has 2 exons. Gene Ontology annotation, biological process: BMP signaling pathway; SMAD protein signal transduction; osteoblast differentiation. The record is from RefSeq and is a predicted model, not a curated record. Gene Ontology annotation, cellular component: extracellular region. The annotation marks the transcript as partial. Gene Ontology annotation, molecular function: growth factor activity; cytokine activity.
AAGUGGUCGACACCAAGGCCGUGUAUUUCUUCAACUUGACUUCCAUGCAGGAUUCGGAAAUGAUCCUCACAGCUACCUUCCAUUUCUACUCAGAGCCCCCACGGUGGCCCCGGGCACGUGAGGUGCCCUGCAAGCCCCGAGCCAAGAAUGCGUCAUGCCGGUUGCUGACUCCGGGUCCACCAGUGCGCUUGCACCUGGUCUUCCGAAGCCUCUCCCAGAACACAGCUACCCAGGGGCUGCUCCGAGGAGCCAUGGCUCUGGCGCCCCCACCACGGGGCCUGUGGCAAGCCAAGGACAUCUCGUCCAUUGUCAAGGCGGCCCGCAGGGAUGGAGAGCUGCUCCUCUCUGUCCAGGUUGAUUCUGGGGAGAAGGACCCUGGGGUACCCAGGCCAGGCCCCCAUGCACCCUAUAUCCUUGUCUAUGCCAAUGACCUGGCCAUCUCAGAGCCCAACAGCGUGGCAGUGACGCUGCAGAGGUAUGACCCUUUCCCAGCUGGAGACCUCGAGCCCCGCGCUGCCCCCAACAGCUCAGCGGACCCCCGUGUGCGCCGGGCAGCACAGGCCUCUGCGCCCAUGCAUGACAACGAACUGCCAGGGCUGGACGAGAGGCCCGCACAUGCCCCACACACCCAGCACUAUCACAAGCAUGAGUUCUGGCCCAGUCCAUUCCGGGCACUGAAACCCCGCACCGGGCGCAAGGACCGCAGGAAGAAGGGCCAGGAUGCAUUCAGCACCUCCUCACAGGUACUGGACUUCGAUGAGAAGACAAUGCAGAAAGCCCGGAGGAGGCAAUGGGAUGAACCACGGGUCUGCUCCCGGAGGUACCUGAAGGUGGACUUUGCAGACAUCGGGUGGAAUGAAUGGAUCCUAUCACCCAAAUCCUUUGACGCCUAUUACUGCGCAGGGGCCUGCGAGUUCCCCAUGCCCAAGAUUGUCCGCCCAUCCAAUCACGCCACCAUCCAGAGCAUCGUCAGGGCUGUGGGCAUUGUCCCUGGCAUUCCAGAGCCCUGUUGUGUUCCAGACAAGAUGAACUCCCUCGGAGUCCUUUUCUUGGAUGAGAACCGGAAUGUGGUUUUGAAAGUGUACCCUAACAUGUCUGUAGAGACCUGUGCUUGUCGGUAAGACGGCUCCAGGCUGGAAGGCAGUCAUGCCCCAUCCCUUCCCUAAAAAAUGGCAUUCUUGGGGCCAGGGCUUGACUGGGGGCAGUUCCAGAUACAGGGCAGAGUUUGCAGGCAGUCCUGCUGGGACCUAGAAAGAUCUAUCAGGACUUCAUGCUGGAAGCUGCCCUUACUAGUGACAGCUCUGUAAAUGUUUGAGUUCCAGAAGGAAUCUGGAAUUAGCCCUGGUCUCAAUGUUGCCUAUCAGCCCUGCCAGUAUUUCCAAGGCCUGGAAAUAGGACGUGUCCACAGUAUCGCCUGCGUGUGUUCAUCAUCUCAAAACCUGAGAAGACUAUGCAAAUCUUAUGGUGCUCACCUCCGUCACAGUUUAAAUGCUCAUUAAAAAACCCUCAAGCUGCCUACUGGAAACAGGGCCUCAAUCAUGGCAUAAAUGGGUACUUUCUCUUACAUUUCACUGCAAAUGUUUUUAUACAUACAAUAUGCACAUGUAACUGAUGUUGGUUUCUUUCCUUUAAUAUAUAUUUUAUUUUAAGACAAAAAGGAGAAAGUUGACCCCAUUCCCCACAGACAUAAUCAUGCUGGUUAGAUGUGGGUUGUUUAAACAUGCAUACAGAAAUAACACAUACAGUAAUAAGUAAUAUGUUGGAAUACUAAAAAAAUAACCAAGAUUUUAUAUUUUUGUAAGUUAUACUUUGUAUACUCUAGAUGGUGUGUUUUGUGUGUUUAUGAAAAGCUAAUAAAUUAAAGGUAUAGAAUCUGGAAAAACUGGAUGUCAGAUACUCCAAAAUAUCCAUUGCUCCCUACUUAGCCAUAAAUAAAACAUAUUGGU